Molecule: messenger RNA, 4101 nt
Organism: Odontomachus brunneus
Lineage: Eukaryota; Metazoa; Arthropoda; Insecta; Hymenoptera; Formicidae
Product: general transcription factor 3C polypeptide 3
Exons: 6
Coding region: 519-3323 (934 amino acids)
Biological process (GO): nucleotide-excision repair, DNA gap filling; double-strand break repair via nonhomologous end joining; DNA recombination
Cellular component (GO): DNA-dependent protein kinase-DNA ligase 4 complex; DNA ligase IV complex; transcription factor TFIIIC complex
Molecular function (GO): ATP binding; protein binding; DNA ligase (ATP) activity
Source: RefSeq, a predicted model, not a curated record
AAUGAGAAUAAAAUAUAUUUUUUCUCACUCUAAUUUAUUGCACUAGUUCAGCAGUGCUGCUAAAAGGAACAGACCAAAGUAUACCUGUUAGGUUAUUUCAUCUUUUAUAAACUGUGCUAUUUACUUCGUGAGUUAUUUUAUGAUUAGCUUCAUGUGGUGAAUAAUCUUGUUUUGGCGAUUUUUAUUGAAUUUAAGCCGUCAAAUAAUUCGUCCACUGAUUAUCGUAUAUACAGGAUGUUCCAUAUAUAGUAUUUAAAGGAGAAGAUGAUAAUAUGAAAUAGAACAAUAAUAAGAAAUAAGCCUGAUUUCUUAAACAAUUGCUAUUAUUUGUUAAUAACUGAAAUAAACAUCCAUGAAGAUCCUUAUUGGCCACCAGAGGACUAUUAUUAGUAUCUGAAGGAUUUUUACAUACUUUGAAUUAUUGAGCUUAAAUUUCAUAAGAAUUUAAAAAAAAUUUUUUUUUCAAUUUACGAUUUUUACAUUCAAAAGAAUUCAACAAAAACAGAUAGAGAACAAAAAUGGAAUCUGACGUGAGUGCAGAAAAAAAUCAAAUGGAUACGUUUGAGAAAGUCAUGAUGGAUAUCCAAUUGACAAACGAUAACAAGCUAAUUAUUAGCGACGAUAGCACCGUGGCACCGGUGAUAAUAGAGGAAUUGGACGAGAACGCUAUCAGCUCGAUGGACGUUGAUAUCAGCGAAUUCGUCGAAGCCAAAGCGCUACAGAUACAAGAAGUAGAAAAUAUAAUUCCGAAUUACACGCUUUCGCAAUCGUGUAGUUCAAGUAAGAAUCUUGCAAUGGAUACAGAUCAGGAUCAGGAUAUGUUACUCACUCCGGACGAACAGGACUCCGGUCGUCUGACGAAACAGUUUUUAGACGGGGAGCUAACAUUCUGCGAAUUUUCGUCGAAAAUGGAUCAGAACAUUAAUCUGGAUAUGUCGGAAAACGAUGCUUCCAGAAAAAAUGUCGAGACCGAUCGGGUUGCUCUGGUGCAAAAGUUUGCCGAACCGAAGACAAGUAAAGCCAAUAGUGGUCAGCAGGUGCGGCAGAGAAGGAAGAAACGUCUUUUGCCACAAGUUCUACAAGGACUCAUGGGAGAAGCAAACGUGAGAUUCGCGAAGGGAGAAGUAGAUAUAGCUGAGCAAAUGUGCUUGGAGAUUAUUAGACAAGUGCCGAGCGCUUCGGAACCGUUUCAAACGCUGGCAAUGAUAUACGAGAAUGAUCAACCAAGAAGAUCCUUGCAGUUUGCUCUGAUUGCUGCGUAUCUCAGCCCUAGAGGUGCUGAACAGUGGGUGAGAUUAGCUUACUUGUCGCUGGAGAAUAACGACAUAAAACAAGCUAUAGCGUGUUACUCCAAAGCCAUCCAAGCGAGCCCAAAGAACAUAAAUCUGUACAAUACACGGGCUCAACUUUACGAGAAGAAUGGAGACAAGAAAGGCUACAUACGUGGAUACAUGAAGUUGAUUCAACAGUUAGAUGCCGAGGACGGCAAAUAUAUAGUGGAAUAUGCAAUGAUGUUAGCCAAGCAUUAUAUUAUGCACGAGGGCGACUACGAGCACGCGUUAGAACCAAUGGAGAUUCUCUUCGCCAAAUGUCCUAAUCUCAUCACGUUGGAAGAGGUCAAUGUCAUGACCGAGGUACUAAUACCGUUGAAACAGUUCAAAAAGUGUCUGAAUAUACUGAUCAAGUAUACGAGUAUCCGAAUACGAUGCAAGGGCAACAGGGAGAUCGGAAGAGAAACGGGAAAUGCGUGUGACAACGCGAGACAACUCGAAGAAAGGGAACAGUCGAAUAAUUCGACAGGGGGAGUUUCGUGCCAAUCGGAAUAUCAAGACAUCGAUGAGAUAGAAUUCUGCGACAUUCCGGACGACGUGGCUGCCGACUUGAGAACGAAAUGCCUCAUAUGUCUGAUAGAAUUAAAUUAUGUUCAAAUAGCUGAUGAAUUUUUACCUAAAUUGUAUAACGAGAAUCCGGAGAAUUUCGGAGAUCUCUUUUUGGACGUGGCAGAAUCGUUAAUGAGCAAGAAAGAGUUUCAGCGUGCAUUGUUGCUGUUGGAUCCUUUGGUCAAAAGUAAGAGUUACAGCAUGGCCGGAGUCUGGUUGAAGCACGCGGAAUGCUGCGCUGCCUGCAACGAUUUGAAUAAGGCUGUGGUAUCUUACGAAGUCGUUCUGGAUAGGACAGAACAUUUAGGCGCGAAAUUAGCUCUGGCCAAGAUUUACAAGGACAAGGAACUUUACGACGAAGCGAUACGAGUUCUCUAUCAGGAUCCCGAGCGCGAAACGUUGGAUCCUUACGCGUUGUAUCAGAGAAUGUUGCUGCUGUACAAAGUUGGGAGAUACGAGGAGUACCUCUCGUUAGGUAUGUUGCUUAUGUCUCGGCACUGCAUCAGUAUAAAAAGCAAAGUUGAUCUAAAAGCUUUGGCGCGCCCAACCGGCGUUCGUCAGCGUCUUGAGGGUUUACGAAAUUAUCGUUUGUCGUGCGGGAAAACGAUGGAAGACGAAAAUGCCCCGACAUUCGGCGACAGUGCAGAACCGAGUGAAAAGGAUGAAUUCCUGCUUUUUCUACAGAUGUGCAAGCUAGCGUAUAAAUUGAAGAAAUAUGGCUCCCUUCAAAGAAUAUGCUUCACUGCUUUGACAUCGAAGAGAUUCAAGAAGAGGAAUUCUCACAUAAUCUUUUUAUGUUUGAUCUCGUGCAUUCACAAUAACGAUUCGUAUUAUGGGUACAAUAUUGUGCGAGAAUUCGUGCGCGAGUGCCAAAGUUCAAAUUCGUGGAACUUGCUGAACAUCAUUAUUCAAAAAACAGAGGAUUUGAGACACAACAGGUUUAUAAUGCGAUUGCUCGGAAGGGAAGAUGUCUUUACGUAUUUGCAUAUCAUGCAUGCGAACAAUUGUCUCGUUUCGGGAACGUACAAAUACGCUUUGAAUGCAUAUAUUUCGCUAUUCAAAGUAACACCGAGCGCAUUGCUGGCAUUGUUAAUAGGUAUAACGCAUUUACAAAUGGCAUGUCAGAAGUUAUCGUCCAAGAAGAAUCAGCUCCUGAUUCAAGCUUUAGCCUUUUUCAAGAAGUACAUGCAACUACGUGGCAAAGAAGGUCAACAAGAAAGCUAUUACAACAUGGCCAGAGCAUUUCAUCAGAUCGGUUUAUUACCGUCUGCGAUCCACUUCUACAAGUUGGUUCUGGAAGAGGAUCCAGGAGAAUUGGUCAAACAGAACGCGAAAUAUUUGGAUCUAAGAAAAGAAGCGGCUUUUAAUUUACAUCUUAUAUAUAUGCAAUCUGAAAAUCAUCUUCUCGCUAGAAUGUAUCUCGAAGAUUAUAUUGUGAUUUGAAUGUAUUGUCAAUUGAGAUAUCAAGACACCAACGAAAUAAGUUGCUUUUAGCGAAUAUAAUGGUUUUGCAACUGUUGAGUAAAAAUAAUUUCUGUUGUGUUCGCUGAAUACAUCAUGUAUUCUUUGAACAUAACCAUAGAAUCUUGUGACAUGUCGGAUGAUAUAGCUGUUUAUUUGAGAUUGAAGUUCAGUGAAAGACUUCAGAAGAAACUUUCCAAAUAAACACUAUAUGUACGACAAUUUGAAGAUUUGUGGAGAUCUCCUGACGGAAAUAACACAGUAGAGGCGUUAAUAGGCAAGAAUUUAAUGAAUUGUUUUUGAUUUUUUGGUCAAAAGUAUAAAUUUUAGCCUACUUUGUAUAAAAGCAUUUAUAAUUCUGUACAUCUAAUAUGUCAACUUUAUAGGAAAAAAGACAAUAUUUUGUCAGUAAAAUAUUUACCUAAUGUGGUCUACCUAAGACUUACAAUAUCGUUUCGCAAGAGAAUACUCAAGUUGAAAUAUAAUAUAGAAUUAUCAUUUAAUAUAUGUAUAUAUUUUUAUUAUUUUAAUAUAUGUGUAUAGUUUUGUUAUUUUUACAAAGCGCACGAAAGUUAUUUUUUAAAUGAAACCACGUGUAUUUAUACUUCGAUUUGUGUUAUAUUUAAUUACAGAUUAAAAAUAACUGAUAUAUAAAUACAUAAUAUUGCGUUAAAUAUAUACAUCGAGACAUUUAUAUAAAUUUAAAGAUUUACUAUGUCGCACGUAAAUGGUUCAAGAGAGGAAUAAAUUUGGGAUUAUA